GAUGCUUCACGUCCCAAGCGGAACAGGCGCAAGAUGGCGGCUGAGCGGCAGGUGGCCGGGAGCGGCGGCGCCGCCGGUGGCCGUGGUACCGGUAGUAGCGGCGGCGCUAGUUCCAUGGCUGCCCUCGAGGAUAACAAGGAGAAUGAAAAACCCAAGUCCGGUGGUCUCGGAGACAGCCUGGGCCUGGAGAUUCUUCAGAUUAUUAAAGAAUCACAGCAGCAACAUGGCCUACGUCAUGGUGAUUUUCAGAGAUACAGAGGUUAUUGCUCCCGUCGACUAAGGAGGCUCAGAAAAACUCUUAACUUCAAGAUGGGAAAUAGGCACAAGUUCACAGGGAAAAAAGUAACAGAAGAGCUAUUAUCUGACAACAGAUAUUUACUCCUGAUUCUUAUGGAUGCUGAAAGAGCCUGGAGUUAUGCAAUGCAGCUCAAGCAAGAAGCCAACACAGAACCACGUAAACGUUUUCAUUUGUUAUCUCGCCUACGCAAAGCAGUAAAACAUGCUGAGGAACUGGAACAUCUCUGUGAAAGUAGCCGGGUGGAUGCCAAGACAAAGCUGGAAGCUCAGGCAUACACAGCUUACCUUACAGGUAUGCUUCGAUUUGAACAUCAGGAAUGGAAGGCAGCAAUGGAGGCUUUCAACAAGUGCAAAACCAUUUAUGAAAAGCUGGCUAGUGCUUUCACAGAAGAGCAGGCAAUAUUAUAUAAUCAGCGUGUGGAAGAAAUCUCUCCAAAUAUUCGUUAUUGCGCUUAUAAUAUUGGUGACCAGUCUGCUAUUAGUGAGCUAAUGCAAAUGAGGCUGAGGACUGGUGGCACUGAAGGUCUCCUUGCUGAAAAACUAGAGUCGUUAAUCACACAGACUCGAGCAAAGCAGGCAGCCACUAUGAGUGAGGUGGAAUGGAGGGGAAGAACGGUGCCUGUGAAAAUAGACAAAGUGAGAAUCUUUCUGUUGGGGUUAGCAGAUACUGAAGCAGCUAUAACUCAAGCAGAAGAAGAAGAAACUAAAGAACGUUUGUUUGAAUCUUUAUUGAGUGAGUGCCGGGACGCAAUACAAGCCGUUCGCGAAGAGCUGAAGCCAGAUCAGAAGCAACGGGAUCACUCUUUGGAAAUAGAUUCUGGAAAAGUCACUAAUAUUCAGUAUCUGCACAGUUACCUGACUUACAUCAAGCUGUCUACAGCAAUCAAGCGCAAUGAGAGCAUGGCAAAGGCACUACAGAAGGCACUCCUUCGUCAGCAGCAGCCCGAGGAAGAUGGCAAGCGUGUUCCUCGACCUCAGGAUUUGAUACGCCUUUAUGACAUCAUCUUACAGAAUCUGGCAGAAUUGCAACAACUUCCUGGCCUAGAAGAAGAUAAAAGCUACCUGAAGGAAAUAGGAAUAAAGACCUUGGUGUAUAAGGCUUACCGAUGCUUUUUCAUUGCACAAUCAUAUGUUCUGGUGAAAAAAUGGAGCGAAGCUCUUGUUUUGUAUGAUCGAGUACUGAAAUAUGCCACUGAAGUCCAGGCUCAAGCUGGGACUAAAAAAAGCAACUUAAAGGAGCUACCUGAUGUUCAGGAUCUGAUUACUCAAGUAAAUGCAGAAAAAUACUCCUUGCAAGCAGCUGCCAUAUUAGAUGCUGAUGACAGUCAUGAGGCAGAAUCUCCGUCCCAGGUCAAAGAUGGCAAGCCACUUUCUGAACGAUUUGAGAUUUUCUGCCUGGAUCCUUCUCUUGUCAGCAAGCAAGCAAGUCUGGUGCAUUUCCCUCCAGAAUUCCAGCCAAUUCCAUGCAAGCCUUUAUUUUUUGAUCUGGCUCUCAAUCACGUCACUUUCCCACCCCUGGAAGAUAAAGUAGAGCAGAAAGCAAAGAGUGGUCUUACAGGAUAUAUCAAAGGCAUCUUUGGAUUCCGGAGUUAACCAGGGCUGUUUUCAAGGAAAAUGUUUCCUUUAUAUUGGGGAAAUCUGCAACAGGUUCAGACCUUAUCUGCUUGAGUCUAAAAUCCACAUGGGAGAUUUUCAAUAUUUUUCCAGUAUUCUGUCUGUCCAUCUGAUUUAUUAGAACCAUUUCAGUCUGAGAACAUAAAAAAUGUGCUCUGUCUCCAGCCUUAUCUCAAAGAAGAAAACACCUGAGGUCUGAAUCCACUCACGCCCAGUGCCUCAGGCAGGAACAAGUAUCCAUUUUGUAAGGAUCAUUUAUUUUUGGUAGCUGAUACCACAAAUUUAAUUUUUAAAAAGCUAACUCAGUCGUCUGGACAAGACACAGCAGAGGGAAACCAAAGGCACAGAUUUUUACAGAAUUUGAACUGCCUCAACCAGAAUCUGUAAAAACUCAAGUUUAAUUGAUCGUACUGCCUGCCGAGUUUAAUUUUCACUUCUAACUAUGGAUUGAAGAUCAGAGUUGAUAGAUUAUGUUUAAAAUCCAUAUAGUAGAUUAUACUACAGGUUUUAAAGAAUAUCUUUAUAUAAUCUUUUCUUUAAAAGGCAUCACUUCCUACUAAGUUCUUAGAGGAUCUCUUUUGGAUACUAAAGAGCCUCAGCUUCAGAAAGUUAUUCUCCAUUUCUGCAUUAAAAGCCCUUUUGCUUUUUUU
Molecule: messenger RNA, 2561 nt
Organism: Ahaetulla prasina
Lineage: Eukaryota; Metazoa; Chordata; Lepidosauria; Squamata; Colubridae
Gene: SRP68
Product: signal recognition particle 68
Exons: 16
Coding region: 34-1890 (618 amino acids)
Biological process (GO): SRP-dependent cotranslational protein targeting to membrane
Cellular component (GO): signal recognition particle, endoplasmic reticulum targeting
Molecular function (GO): 7S RNA binding; endoplasmic reticulum signal sequence receptor activity; signal recognition particle binding
Source: RefSeq, a predicted model, not a curated record